UGGUCAACCUUUCCCUUUCUUCCAGAUCGAGGAGACUCCUCUCGCACGCUUCCCCGUCUGUCGUCGUCUUCUCCUUCCCAUUUCCAUCAACUUUCUUCCCAAUUUCUUCGGAGAAACCCACAUCAUCGAGAGAAGGAGAGUGGCAAAUGAGAAAAUAAAUCGCAGCGACGUAUCAGAUCCAUCAGCUAGUCGAUCCCGAUACUUACUUUUCUUUUUUCCAAAUUUUCGGUUUCCAUUUUUUUUUCGCUGCAGUAUUUUUCCCUUUUUCUGGAUUUGCUCUUUUUUGGGGAGUGGUGAGAAUGAAAGAGGGCAAAUCCGCAAAGGCUCAGCGGCGACAUCAGAAUCAGAACGGGCACGUCUCUCCUUUCAAGUUCGCGAAAUUAUUAGAUCCGGAAGCUUCGUGGGAUAAGGAUCAGUUAGGGGAUGCACUGCACUGGAUACGCCAAAUUGUUGCCAUCAUAUGUGGAUUACUAUGGGGGGCAAUUCCUGUGGUUGGAGCUAUAUGGAUUGUCUUAUUCCUGCUAAUAUCUUCUGCGAUCAUAUAUGGAUACUAUGCACUUAUUCUAAAGGUUGACGAAGAGGAAUUUGGGGGUCAUGGAGCACUCCUUCAAGAAGGCCUAUUUGCUUCCAUAACUCUUUUUUUGCUGGUUUGGAUUCUGGUGUACAGCCUAGCGCACUUCUAAGGUUGCUAUUCUGAUGUAUUUAAUCUGAAAAGCAUGAUACCAUCAGUCAGUUUGUGGCUAGAGUGGCUCCAGCAGAUAUUGGCGAAGUUUUGUUCUAUUCAAGAUGGCACUAAUCCUGUUGGUUUCCAGCAUGUCCACUGCAGAAAGGCAGACCAUAACUUUGUGCAAGACUGAACCCCAUAGACCAUGGAAAGCUAAAUUGGUGAAUAACUAGAGUGGUUCUCAUUGUAGUGUUCUCUGAUGUCAACUGAAAUUUUGGGCCUGUUCAACGUAUUAGAAAUCUUUUUGUUGCCAGAAA
This is a messenger RNA of Nymphaea colorata (pocket water lily), 981 nucleotides long. RefSeq lists its product as uncharacterized. The record is from RefSeq and is a predicted model, not a curated record. Lineage: Eukaryota; Viridiplantae; Streptophyta; Magnoliopsida; Nymphaeales; Nymphaeaceae. The coding region runs from base 300 to 683 and encodes 127 amino acids. The transcript has 5 exons. Gene Ontology annotation, biological process: mitochondrial respirasome assembly.